Eremomyces bilateralis CBS 781.70 is the source of this 369-nucleotide messenger RNA. RefSeq names its product Sm-like ribonucleo protein. The coding region runs from base 1 to 369 and encodes 122 amino acids. Gene Ontology annotation, biological process: spliceosomal snRNP assembly; RNA processing. The record is from RefSeq and is a predicted model, not a curated record. Gene Ontology annotation, cellular component: SMN-Sm protein complex; catalytic step 2 spliceosome; U2 snRNP. Gene Ontology annotation, molecular function: RNA binding. Lineage: Eukaryota; Fungi; Ascomycota; Dothideomycetes; Eremomycetales; Eremomycetaceae. The transcript has 3 exons.
AUGAAGCUCGUCCGGUUUUUAAUGAAAUGCCAAAAUGAGACGGUGACCAUUGAGCUGAAGAAUGGCACCACCGUCAACGGCACCAUCGCAUCCGUGUCCCCCCAAAUGAACACCGCCUUACGCACCGUCAAAAUGACCAUGAAGGGCCGCGACCCCAUGGCGCUCGACACCAUCAACGUCCGCGGUUCCACGAUCCGAUAUAUCGUCCUCCCGGACAGCUUACCGCUCGACACCCUCCUCGUCGAUGACACGCCGAAACCGAAGAACAAGGCGCGGAAGGAGCAGGGCGAUCGCGGACGCGGGAGAGGAGCGCCUCGGGCAGGCGGCCGUGGAAGGGGACGAGGCCGGGGCCGUGGCAGAGGGUUUUAG